Messenger RNA from Pocillopora meandrina, 8133 nucleotides. Lineage: Eukaryota; Metazoa; Cnidaria; Anthozoa; Scleractinia; Pocilloporidae. The record is from the annotation of a GenBank genome assembly.
AUGACCUUGAUUGACCUUCAUCAACUGCCUUUCGCAAACAAUCAAAUAUUGGAGGCGUGGUUACCUUCACCAACCUCUACAACCAAUAUGGCGGCCAGCGUAUACUGUAGUGGAAAACUUUUACGAACCUUUGCCAGAAACUCUCAGAGUAGAGGCGUGAAUGCUUGUAGGUUUCUAUCAUUAAGCGGGUUUUUAUUGUUUUGUUUUUUCAAUCAUUUCACCAUCUUAGGAAGAAGAAACUGUUUCAGAUUGAUACGUACGUUUCAUUUGGAUUUUCCGUGACUACGAUCAAAGUCCAACGAAAGUUUCAAUUCACGCGAUAGAGACCGUUAAGAGCACAUAUUUUUCUAUUUCCUCUGAUUAUCUUUGUAUUUUGCGUAGGCAAUUUUCGCAUAGUUUCAUAUCUUUGGUUUUUGAAGACGAUCUUAAAUCUCACGCAUUCCAGACUUCUUGAGAAUUUUUUCUUCUCACUAAGUCCAAAGUCAGAUAAUUUCACGGCAUAAUUAUCUAUGCGCACAUUUUAAAGAUCUCUAUAAUUUCUUAAAUAGUUGUUAAAUAGAAGAUUCUUAAAACAGCAGGAAAGUUUGAGAACGUUUUAUUGAAGCUUUCAUUCGUUACGAAAUUUGUCUUCUCAAAAUAUCAUCAUUACUAUCUCUUUUUUGUAGUAUUCCUAAGAUGUGCCAGUUCAUCACAAAAGCAAAAAUCCACUUCCAAAGGUAAUUUUCCUCUUGUAUUUUCCAAUCCCUUCACCCCACGCAUUUGUGCAAAUGAGGACCUAUGUGGGACAAAAGAAGGAUAUAAAAGUACAAUGCAAUUAGAGUAUUUGUACAAAAUUGUUAAAGAGAUCACCUUCGAAUGAUUUUAAAAUUUCAAUCCUUUAAGACAUUGUUAAUAUUUCUGAUACACUAGUCUAUUUUCAAUGUCCCUUUGUAUACAGGUGCACCCUCCAAAGCAGCUGGGAGAAACAUUGUUUUAGUGGAGGGAGUGCGAACUCCAUUUCUUAUGGCUGGAACCAGGCAAGUGGUAAACCCUUUACACCCUAACAUCAGAAUCCAUAUUCUCCAUACUCUUCUCUAUACAUUCCCCUCUGUAUUGACCAGGAGAAUUUGGUUAACAAUCAAAGAUUCUUAGGUUGGCUAUCAUUUCCUUUAUUCUUAUGAUCUUAAUGAAUGACUUGGCAAUAUUACAGUAUAGAGAAAUGAGAUGCUGGUCUCUCUUAGGGUUGAAAGGGUUAAAUGGUUAUAAUCAGUCAGAGAAUCCUUUUAACUUCUUAACCCUUUAAAUCCCAUGAGUGACCACAACAUAAUUUCUCCUUACAAUAUCCAUACAAUAUCAAGCAGACAAGUGAUGAGAAUAAAGAAAAUGUUAAUUAGGGGAUUAUUGGUUGAUCCAAUACCAAAUUCUCCAAACUAACAUCACAAGAACUAUAUAGCACACAGUAAAGAGAAUUACUAAUGAGAUCUUGGGAGUGAAAAGGUUCAGCAAUCAAUAACAUGAGGUUUUUACAAGGAUAUGGGAGUGACUUUGAUUUUAUGAAAUAUGGAAUGAUUGUUUUGACGUGUUUUGGGGUUAAUUUUUAGCUAUGCUGAUCUUCUGUCACAUGAUAUUCAAAGAGGAGCAUUAGAGUGAGUAUGUUUUGCCUUUAGAUUCUGAAUAUCUAUUGAAUGUGUGUGAGAUAUUAUUUCUUUUUUUUCCAGAAGUAUGAAAAGUGUUUUGGAUAUAAUUUUUAACAACUAAUAACACUAUUUUGGUACUGUCUUAAACCAAAAUGUACAGAUAGUAAAGAAUUAUGUCCUUUAAAGUCUUGCACAUUAGGACAUGUAAAAACUUGACCUGAGCCAAGAACCUCAAGAGGGUGAAAUUCAUUUCUUAUAUUCCUUUUUACAGGGGUCUUGUUACAAGGACUGGUAUAAGUAAAGGUUAGUAAAAGAAGAUUUUUGACAAGCUGUGGGACUCAGGUCAUGUAAGUUAAGCUUUUCUCAUUUCAAAUUGCAAUCGGAGAUUGAAGAUUAUUACUUCUACACUCUAAAUGUGAUGGUCUACUUUCAGUGGUGAUGCCAGCCUUUUUUCAGUUUCCCUGAGUUUGCACUGGUACCUAUUUAGUCAACCUAUGAUUUACAAUAAAAAGUUAACUCUGAAGUUUAUAGCCAAACUUGUGAUUAUAUGCUACAUUGUCAUUGAGGAAAUCUUGUAGUCACUGUGGAAACAAACAAAAUUGAUUCUUUUUACCUUUUAAAACUUUCACAGAUGUUGUUGAUCACAUUGUCAUUGGUACAGUUAUUCAAGAGGUCAAAACCAGCAAUAUUUCACGAGAGGUAUGGCAUUGAUAAAUAAAUUGUUCUUUAUAGUCCUUUUAAAGGCUGUCUUUCAAUUCCCAGUCCAUGUAGACCUUCUCCUUACUCAUCUAAGGAAUUUGGAGUGGGUAUUUCCCUAUGAUCAAUUAAAAAUGGGUGAUAGUAAAAAUGCAACUAAUUCUAGGAUUCAGUGCAGUGUACAGAUUGCUUUUCACUUCUGGAACUGCAGCUGUAGUAUAUUGCUUACAUUAUAGCUCUUAAAAGAGUAUUUUUUUUGCUCAAUAGUAGAUCACUAGAGAGCAAAACAUCUAAAGAUUCAAGGUUUGAUUCUUUGUAGGAUAGAGUCAUAUUCUCUCUUAGUGCUAUACUCAUGACAAACAAUUUUAGCAUAAUUCUUUAAAGUCAGCAGGCUUGAAAAUGGCUAGCUUUCUUAACCAAAUCUAAUUCUUUGGUGUUGCUUUUUUCAUGAAGGCUGCUCUGGGUGCUGGCUUCUCAGACAAGACUCCAUGUCACACUGUGACCAUGGCUUGUAUCUCAUCAAAUCAGGCAAUUACUUCAGGUACAGUACAAUGAAGUGUCAGAAAUUAAUACCAAUUUUUGAAGCUACCACAGACCUUUGAGUCAGAAACUGGUUGUAAGCUGUAAUCAUUAUUGUCUUCCUAUAGAAACCUAAGACAUGAUUGUGUAAUGUUAAUAGAUAAAUUUUUAUCAUAUCAUACUACACAGUUAAGCAAAUGAGGAAAAAAUAUGCUCACCGGACACUUUUCAAGUUCAUGCUCACAUGGAAUAUUACAAUUUUCUUUAAACUAUUUGGUGUUAGAUGAGUCUGGCAAGUGUUUUUUCUGGUUGACCUAAUUAGUUUUAAGGUGGAAUCUACUUCAAUCUGUUUUAAAUUCAAUUCAACAUCAGAAAAUAUGGGUAUUUGUUUUAGAGUAGUAUAAUUUAUUCCAGGGAAAAUGGUGAGUUUUAUCUUUAGUUUCACAGUGAAGUAGUUAAUGCUGGCAAUUGAUCUUCACAACUUUUUAAGGGCUGUGUUUCUCAUAGAGCGAUUUCUUUUUUCCUUUUCUCCUUUUUUUAUCCUAAAAGCUGUUGGACUAAUUGCAAGUGGUCAGUGUGACACUGUGAUUGCUGGAGGAGUUGAAUUCAUGUCAGAUGUUCCCAUCAGACUCAGCAGACCACUUAGAAAAACUCUGCUGUCUUUAAAUAAGGUAAGAUGAUUUCCAAACAGUCUGAAAUAAUUGUAAAGACUCAAUGGAAGCAUGUGCUAAGUUGUUUUGGUAACAAACACUAGGAUGGCUUUUUGAUCAGCAGUAGUUUGCAGAACCUUCAGAGUGUACACUGGUGAUAGGUGUGUCAUUCAUGGUUGGUCAUAUUGCAUGUAAAUUAAACCACUGAAUUUGCUCACCAAUACUUUGAGGUAAUCUUCCCUGAAAUGCUUUGCUUAUGUUUUUCAGGCCAAAUCUCUUGGUGCAAGACUUGGGCUUCUUUCAAAAAUCAGACCAAAAUUUCUCUCUCCUGAGGUGAUUCAAUUGUUUAAAAUAAUUACAUGAUAUUUCUGGUCCAGAACUAGGAAGAUGUCAAGGAAGCUUGUUGAAAACACUCAGCUGAGCUGUUAUUUCAUUUCUAUUGUUCUCAUUAGCUGCCAGCUGUGGCUGAAUUUUCUACUGGUGAAACCAUGGGACAUAGUGGUGACAGGUAUAACCUUUUAGAAACUACAUUUAAUUUAUUAUUUUGAGUAGCCAAGGUCUGCUUUGUGAUUCUCCCUUCUGUUUGCUUUACAUUUCUUUGAAAAUGAGUUAACCCUUUCACUCUCAAGAUCUCAUUAGCAAUUCUCCUUACUGUCUGCCACACAAUUCUUAUUAAUAUCUAAGUGUAGAGAAUUUGGUGUUGAGUCAACUAAUUAUUUCCAAUUUAUAUUUUUCUUUAUUCUCAUCACUUGUCUACUUGAUAUUUUAUUGAUAUUGCAAAGAGAAUUUCUGUCUUGGUCACUCGUAAGAGUUAAAGGGUUAAGAGAAUGUGGUACACACACCAUGUAGACUGAUAAAUUGCUACAUUUUCAUCACCUGUUUGUUCCAUAAUGUACUCAAUGUUCUAUGGUUAACUUACAUAGUCUAACCUUUAGGAGCAAAAUUCUGGCUGGGUUGUUGUUCUUUUCUAUUCGAAACCAUUAACAUACAUUAGCUUAUAUAUUGAAAUCAGCUAUUAUACUGUAACUUUUAGGGUUACUUAUCCAAAAAAUGUUUAACACCUUCAUUCUUCAUUAUUUGAUUAAUAUUGCAUGAUGUUAAACCCAGAUUUUUUGUAUUUAUAUAAUGUGAUCAGCUGUAAUGGGCAUGUUCUUGACUGACAUGUCUUGAUCAUUUUAUUAUUAUAAUUUUUUUUAAGAUUGGCAGCUGCAUUUGGCAUCAGUAGGCAAGAACAGGUAAUUACUAAUUUUAAUGUUUUAUUAAAGUGUUUAUUGAUUUUCCUAUUGAUUGCUUGAUUUAUUUGUCUGAUAAUCAUUUUUUUGUAUGUAUUUAUUAGCCAGUACAGUUAGACUGCUUAACUAGAUUAUGUAUUUGUUUCAUUUUUUCUUGGUUAAUGGCCCACCAACUUUUUACAUGAACCACAAAAAAAUGAAUACAAAACACUCAAGAAAGAAAUAUUUUUUAUAUUGCAGGAUGAGUAUGCCUUACGAUCUCACACACUAGCACAUCAAGCAGCAAGUGUAAGGAAAUUUACAGCAUUUACACUCUUUUGAUAAUUGAUAAUCACUAAUUAUUGACUGUGAUUUUGUAACAAAUAUAUCCAACCAUUUUCUUCCUGGCUGUACUUGUGUUGUCCCAAAUCACAAUGUGUCAAUACUGGGGUGUUAUGUAUUUUUGUCUCUCUUUUUUCCAGGCUGGAAAGUUGGAAGAUGUUGUACCUUACAAAGUACCAGGUAUGUCAAAAACUUAAAUGUGUCAUAAUUGGAUGAAACAUAUUGUGUACAUGCUGAGGAAAAAGGCAUCCUGUUCAUCCAUGUUUCUGAUCUGCAGAAAAUGCAGUAUAGUCAAGAAAGUUAGGGGCAAUAUACAAACACUGGUGGAGGUUAGCAUAUUUGGCUUCGUUUUCUUUCAGAUGAAAAUGGACACUUACCAAAACAUAUUAGUGUGGUUGGGGCCUAAGCCUGCUAAUGAAAGGGAAUCACUGAACAUGCAAAGGCAGGCUGGCAUUUUUCAAAGAUUAAUUUGUUACUCUCUUAGGUCGCACUGAAACUGUGACAGCUGAUAAUGGGAUCCGGGUCUCAACCAUGCAGCAGAUGGCAAAAUUAAAACCAGCAUUUGUUAAACCACAUGGCUCUGUCACUGCAGCUAAUGCUUCCUUUCUGGUGAGUCCUUUAGCUUGUUUUUAUGGGUUACCUUCCCUUUGCAGUGAAAGAUGGGAGAUAUACCUUAGCUUCAACACUUAGUAUCUUGAUUGAUUUGACUUCAAAUUAAACAAGGUGAUCAUUUGAAAAUGUUGAUGUGGGAAAAAUCUUAUUCAGUGAAACUGGCUUUUGCAACACGUCUCAGCUUUAGGGACUGCCUGCUUACCCAAAGCAUGAUAUAUUCAUUUCGUUGCUGGUCUUUUCCCCUGUGAUCGAGUGUUGCUACCCUGGAAAGAGAACAGAAUAGGAUAGCAAGAAUGAGAAGGGGUUGGGGCUAAAUGGGAAAAACUCUCCUCAAGCUUGCCAUACACCAUCUCAUCAUAAUCUCUACUCACUGCCUCUUAAUGUCUUUGGCUUCAAUUGUUAAAAGGAUUGUUAAAAUAUACCUGCAAGGAAAUCCAGAACAGAACAGUUUUUGUGACACAGUACUUAGAAAGGUUCUUAGAAAUGCAACACCUUAGUUAUCAACUGAAAAGAGCACUCCUGAAGACCCCAAGAUUUCAAUAGGGGAAAGUAAUGGUGUACCUCUCAUGGAUGAGAUUCUCUUACAUGCUACAUUUUAUUUGUUUUUACAGACGGAUGGAGCCUCUGCUUGCUUGAUAAUGAGUGAAGAUAAGGCUCUGGAGAUGGGAUUCAAACCCAAAGCAUACCUGAGGUAUUAUGAGAUCAAACUUAAAAAAUGCUGCUAUUCCAUUCAAUUCCUGUCAUUUACAGCUUAUGUCCUCUUCUUCCUCUGUUUUCCAUAGGGAUUUUGUAUAUGUCUCACAGGAUCCCAAAGAUCAGCUUUUAUUGGGGUAAUUUUAAUAUUUCUAAUUACACUGAGUUAGAAUUCAGAAUUCUCUCUUUUUGGAAUCCUAUAUGGGCAUAUGGAAGUUUCACCAUUUUGUAAUAAUUUUCAGACCAGCUUACUCCACACCCAAAGUUCUGGAGAAAGCUGGACUCAAGUUGCAGGACAUUGAUGUUUUUGAAUACCAUGAAGCAUUUGCAGUGAGUUUGCAUUUUAACUUUUACAAAGGCCCUAAUUCUGCUUCAUUUACAUUUUAAGAAUUACUUCAUGCAACCUGUUGGUUUUGCUUUUGAAGGGUCAAAUUCUGGCCAACUUGAAAGCUAUGGAUUCAGACUGGUUUGCACAGAACUACAUGGGAAGAAGCUCAAAAGUAAGAAAAUCAAAACAAAAGUAAUAAUGGCACAUCUUUGUAAAUGAAAGUUGUAAGGAACCUGAGAAAGGUGUUAGGAUGGCGAUUGUUUUUAGAUCAAAACAAUCAGAUCCACUGAUUCAACUCCCGUGUGCUGCUAAAAAGUGUUGGGUCACCCGAAGGGUUUCUUAAUAUUUGCCCAUAAAGCACCCUCACAAAUUGUGUUUUGGUAAAUUACCAGUUUCGGACAAAACCAAGCUAAAAGUACCACAGGAAAGUUGAAAGGAUCUUGUGAGACACAAAAGUGUUUGAAAACCGAAGAUUUCACAAUUACCAUAAUAUUUUGUGAAGGAACACUUUCAGUAGCUGUUGGAGAGUGGUUGCAUCACCCAGGACCAUUCUUGGUUGCUUUUUAAGUGUUGUGGUAAACUGCACAGUGGAAAAUGAAUGCUUUCCAAUAAGUCUCAGGUAACCAGUUCAUUGGUACUCCAACAGCUUUGUCUUUUAAUGUUAUCUACAGGUUGGGGUGCCUCCGAUGGAAAAAUUAAACACUUGGGGCGGCUCCCUUUCUAUUGGUCAUCCAUUUGGUGCCACUGGAGUUCGAUUGGUCACCACAACUGCCAACAGACUUCUUAAGGAAGGUGGUCAAUAUGGGCUGGUUGCUGCAUGUGCUGCUGGAGGUUUGGUAAGUAAGCUUGGAAUACACAAGGGUUCAAAAACAAGGUUUGUUGUGAAGCAACUCACCACAAGACUUGUAAAGCAAAUCAGAUAGAAUGACAACUUUUUACAUCCGUUUGAUUGUGACUUUGAUUAUGGAGGAGGCCCAUAAUGGGCCUUAAAUGAACAACAGAUUACAAUAGUCACUUAAUAAAACAUAGUUACUUGUUUGGAAAUUUCCAGUGAUGGUUGAAUUUCACCAAGCAAGUGUCUUAACUCUUUACAGGAGAAGCCAUGCAAUUUUGUUGUCCAGCAUCACAAACCUUUCCCCUUCUACCUUAUAUGGGUGAGAUUUCCUUAGGUUCAGAUCUAGAUUGACAGUCCAUAUGUGUGACAAUCUUUCUUUCUUUCAGGGUCACGCAAUGGUUGUGGAACGAUAUCCAUCUUGAACUAAAUUAACCAGAAGACGCAAUAUUCUGAUUGUGCCUGAAAAUUACAGAUCACUGGUAAACUAUCUCUAAAGCUGCACCACAUGAUAGGCAUGCAAAUUUUGAAGGAUGGUAAUUUUCUACAGUGUUUGAGGCAAUAGGAGCUAGUCAACAUGUGAUACUCGUCUCAUUCAAGUCUCUUGUUAUUGGUUUAUCUUUUUGACUUGAAG